AUGUCACAGUUUUAUCAGAUGGGCCAGUUUGGGGAGAGUUUCAAUUCGACUUUUGUUGCUUUGAUUCCUAAGGUCGAUGGGGCUGAGGAUAUUCGACAGUUUCGUCCUAUUAGUUUGUUGGGUAGUGUGUACAAGUUGUUGGCGAAAGUUUUGACUAAUAGGUUGCGGUUGCAGGUGAGGGAGGUAGUGUCGGAAUCCCAGCAUGCUUUUCUGGGUGGUCGUCAGAUUUUAGAUGCAGUUUUAGUGGCCAACGAAUGUGUGGACUCUCGGUUACAGGAUGGUCAGCCAGGUGUGAUUUGUAAGUUGAAUAUUGAGAAGGCUUACGAUAAUACGUUUUGGGGAUUACGGCAAGGGGAUCCAUUGUCCCCUUUGUUGUUUAUCCUUGUCAUGGAGGCGUUGACUCGGUUGUUGUCUCCAGCGGUGCAGGAGGGCUUGUUGGAGGGUUUUUUGGUGGCAGAUGGGGUUGGUGCAAGUCUGAAGGUCAAUUUGGCGAAGUCAGAGUUGAUUCCAGUAGGGGAGGUUGUUCAACUUCCGUCUUUAGUAGCUAUUUUGGGCUGUAAGGUGUCUCAUUUGCUGGUGUCUUAUUUGGGGCUGCCUUUGGGGGCUCUUUUUAAGACGAAGGGGGUGUGGGAUGGGGUGUUGGAACGGGUUCAGUGCCGGCUUGCAGGAUGGAAGAGGCAGUAUCUAUCGAAAGGGGGGAGGCUAACUUUGGUGAAGAGUGUGUUGGGUAGCAUUCCGACUUAUUUUAUGUCAGUGCAUGUCAUUCUUGUGUCGGUGGCUCGUCGGUUGAAAAAGUUAUAG
Molecule: messenger RNA, 801 nt
Organism: Camellia sinensis
Lineage: Eukaryota; Viridiplantae; Streptophyta; Magnoliopsida; Ericales; Theaceae
Source: RefSeq, a predicted model, not a curated record